AUGGCCAACGUUGUUCUCGUCACUGGAGGCUCUGGGCUCAUCGGAAAGGCCCUGCAACAUAUAAUCGAGACUGAGCCUGUUGGAUCGCGGUUCGGAAAGCUUCCCAAUGAAAAUUGGAUAUUUGUUGGCUCAUCGGAGGCCGAUCUGAGGGACCCCACAGCGACAUUGAAGCUGUACGAAAAAUAUAAGCCAACCCAUGUAAUUCACCUUGCUGCCCUUGUCGGAGGUCUCUUCAAGAACAUGAAAUACAAACUGACAUUCCUCCGCGACAACAUGCUGAUGAACGACAACAUUCUUCACGCGUCUCACACACAUCAAACGACCAAGCUUAUCUCAUGUUUAUCAACUUGCGUCUUCCCCGACAAAGUUGAAUACCCUUUGGAUGAGAACAAGAUCCAUCUAGGUCCACCCCACGACAGUAACUUUGGUUAUGCCCAUGCAAAGCGGAUGGUUGAUGUACAAAACCAUGCAUAUAACGAGCAAUUCGGUUGCAAGUUCACAUCCGCCAUCCCCACCAACAUCUUUGGCCCUCACGACAACUACGAUUUGGAAGGCGCACAUGUUAUACCUGCUCUCGUCCACCGAUGCUAUCUCGCCAAGAAGAACGGCACACCCUUCAUCGUCGCUGGCACAGGAAAACCUCUCCGUCAGUUCAUUUUCUCCUACGAUCUCGCCAAACUUUUCGUGUGGAUGCUUCGGGAAUACGACGAAAUUGAGCCAAUCAUACUCUCCGUCGGGGAAGACGAGGAAGUGAGUAUCAAAGAGGUUGCGGAUGCCAUCGUCAAGGCUGUUGGCUUCGAGGGCGAAUAUUCCUUCGAUACUACCCGUGCUGAUGGCCAGUUCCGCAAGCCCGCAACGAACAAGAAGCUCAUCGACCGUAUUGGAGGGUUCCAAUUCACCCCCUUCCAAGAAGCAUUGGAUCUCAGUGUCAAAUGGUUUGUCGAAAACUACGAUACUGCACGUACAGGAGUCAAGAAGGAUUGA
Mycena indigotica is the source of this 984-nucleotide messenger RNA. Its product is annotated as Epimerase domain-containing protein. Gene Ontology annotation, molecular function: GDP-L-fucose synthase activity. The record is from RefSeq and is a predicted model, not a curated record. Bases 1 to 984 code for a protein of 327 amino acids. NCBI's taxonomy places the organism in Eukaryota, Fungi, Basidiomycota, Agaricomycetes, Agaricales, Mycenaceae. Gene Ontology annotation, biological process: nucleotide-sugar biosynthetic process. The transcript is spliced from 10 exons.